Molecule: messenger RNA, 1869 nt
Organism: Branchiostoma belcheri (Belcher's lancelet)
Lineage: Eukaryota; Metazoa; Chordata; Leptocardii; Amphioxiformes; Branchiostomatidae
Product: neuronal acetylcholine receptor subunit alpha-10-like
Exons: 6
Coding region: 39-1475 (478 amino acids)
Biological process (GO): signal transduction; regulation of membrane potential; nervous system process
Cellular component (GO): postsynaptic membrane; synapse; neuron projection
Molecular function (GO): acetylcholine-gated monoatomic cation-selective channel activity; transmembrane signaling receptor activity
Source: RefSeq, a predicted model, not a curated record
AAUCUGCGCAUAGAACCGGAGAAAUCACGAAGCCAGCCAUGGGACAGCCCACCCUGUGCUGCCUGGCGACCAUCUGUGUGGCGCUGCUCCUCACCAGCAGGGCCAGCGGACGGGGGAAUGACAGUCUGCUGUACCACCACCUGUUCGAUAACUACGAUGUAGAACUUCGGCCCGUGGCAGAGACAACAGACAUCCUGACUGUGGAGAUGGGAGUCGCCCUCACACAUAUCAUCGACAUGAACGAGAAGCACCAAACCCUGACAGCCAGCCUAUGGCUGACCAUGGGCUGGAAUGACACCCAUCUUCAGUGGGACCCAGAAGAGUUUGGCAGUUUCAAGACGAUCACCGUUCCUUCUCAGAAGGUCUGGAUGCCCGACAUCGUGCUGUACCAGAAUGUUGAUCCGUACUUUGACGGCUGGUCGCACCGUGAGACGUACGUGAAGGUGCACAGUAACGGCUACCUGCUGUGGGAGAUCCCGGCCGUCAUCGUGUCGUCCUGCCACCUGGACGUCUCCAACUUCCCGUUCGACACUCAGAACUGUCAGCUCAAGUUCGGCCCCUGGAUCCACAGCGGCUUCGAGCUGACCAUGCGCGCCAUGGCUGAGGACGGGAGUCUGGAGGGGUUUAUAGAACACCCCGAGUGGCGAGUCUUGUCUUUCAAAGCGACCGCCAACAUGAUCUGGUACGGGGAAGACUUCAACAUCGAAACUCCGUACGCUGACGUGACGUUUACCCUCGGGCUGCAGAGGAAGUCGACGUUCUACGUGUUUAACCUGCUGUUACCGUGUCUCCUGCUGACGUUCAUCAUGGCUGUGACGUUCUUCCUGCCCAUCAACUCCGGCGAGAGGCUGUCCUUCGGCGUGUCCUUACUCCUGUCCAUGGUCGUCUUCCAGCUCGUCAUCACAGAGGUUCUACCGGAAUCAGACAAGCUUCCCUGGAUCGGUCGGUACGUCAUCAUCACGAUGAUCCUGAUGUCCUUCUCCCUGGCGAUGACGAUCUUCGUCAUGCACGUGUGUGACUGCACGGUGUCGGUGGAGCCCCUGCCCAAGUGGGUCCGUGAGGUGAUGCUGAAGCGGCUCGCCAAGGCCCUGCUGAUGGGGGACCUGUCCAAGAACCUGCGCACCCUCGAGACGGACGAGUCCUCCUCCAAGAUAGAGCUGGUGAACGACAUCUCGGACCUUACCGACAGCCUGUACGCCAACAACAGCGGCGUACACUGCGGCCUGCACAAGGACGUCAAACUGGUGGACUGGUACGCGUUCCAGAUCAAGAUGACCAACACGCUGCACGACAUCGAGAGAAAGGUCAACGACGUGGUGGACAUUAUGCGGCAUCACCAGAGGCACAGGGCGUAUGAGAAAGAGUGGAGAAGUCUUGCCAAAGUGUUGGACAGAAUCUUCCUCAUUAUGUAUAUAUUAGUAGCCGGGGCCUGCCUCGUCAGCUUUGCGAGCAAUACGAGCAACAAACCUGGAUGAUUGCAGGAUAAACCUUUGAGCACUGGUAAGACCAAAGUCGGUAAGACCAAAGCCGAGGGGAAAUAGUCGUUCGCGAGUUGGCUUGCUUCUCUGCUCUGAGAACACUGUGGACCAGCUUAACCCACGCGUACUGGUAGGAGGUAUACGUGUAGUCCACGCCUCCACACAUGGCAUGCGGGUUUUCUUAGGGCUUCUAGAAUUUUUCGGUGGUGGGUAGGCUUUAGUCUAACGCACAGUCAGGUGAGUUAUUUUUGCAAGCGUUAUGACGUUAGAUGUCCUAUUCAGGCCUGCUAGGUCCGCAUGUCAAAGGAAUGUUAAUGUUAUAUAGGGUCAUGGGAUCAAGACCGAAAUGGGAUGAUUCUCACUCGGACAUGGUGGUUGAAAACAUAUUUGC